This is a messenger RNA of Serpula lacrymans var. lacrymans S7.9, 1505 nucleotides long. RefSeq lists its product as uncharacterized. The annotation marks the transcript as partial. Lineage: Eukaryota; Fungi; Basidiomycota; Agaricomycetes; Boletales; Serpulaceae. The record is from RefSeq and is a predicted model, not a curated record. The transcript is spliced from 2 exons.
CUACCACAGAUUUCGAUUCCAGCAUACAAUUCCGUCACGAUUACCCUUCUGACGACUCUUCGCGCCCUAUUUUAUCGCCUCAACGGUUACAGUUAUCGCCAAUUGAAUAUUCUAGCGUAUAUUCUAAUCCUUCAGCAUAUUCAUCUUCUACAUCUCUUGCUAGUAUGGUUUUUGCUCCAGCAAGCCCCAGCUCACCUCAAUAUGAUAAACCCCCGGUACCCACUUCUUCUAAACCCAGCUUCAACCUAUCGCAGCACCAAUUAAAGAAGAGCUCACCUAUUCCAUCACCGUCACCACCGCCACAGUUUACUUCCGAACCGUUUCUUCUUCCACCGACCACGAAUAUCCUUGAUGCCAAUGAACGAGCGGGUCGCAUACGCAGAAAUCGAAAGCUUGCGCAGCUUUUCGGUCGCGCACCUGGCGCGAACUUGUUAGCUGUCACGGAUAAGGAAGAAGUGAGGUCAUCCCGGCCUUUACCACAGCUUCCUGUCCCGCCUUUGAUCAGCCCGGUGAAGCAUCGUCAUGCAAUGUCUGUGUCUGUUCCUCUCCACAGUCCUAGUCUAGUUCCAGAGUGCACUUCACCGUGGCAGUUGUUGGACAACCCAUGGUCUUCUGACAACAGAAGACACUCAGCUCCUUUAAGUCCUCAAGGCUCCACUUUUUCAGUCGACUCCCCCACAACGUCAAAUAAUGUCAACGUCGACAGGAGAAAUUAUGAGAGGACUCAACUUGACGAAACUAUACUUCGUCAUCGAACUCCAUCCAGGAAUCAAACCGCUGCAUCUCCAACCUCAUUCAUAGAUCUAUCAGAUGAAGAUGUUCCGAAUGAUGAUGUGUCCGCCAUCAUCGCUAUGGAGACUCCCAAGAAGGCAGAUAGGCGCCAAGGAUUCCCUUAUUCGCCUUCGACUCCCUCGCUCAUCGACGGCAUGUCACCCGAAGAACUGGCAGAACGGGAAAGGCGGCGUAAGAGGGAUAAGUUGGCAAAACUCCACCGUUUCCUUGGAUCACGAGUACCCGCAGACCUCGUACUUGGUCCUCUGGAUAGCCCAUCACUGCCUCCAACUUCGUUCUCUCACUCUACGUCCGACAUGUCUCGGGACGACGCUCGUAAAGCUUGGGUGAGGCAGCAACGACGAAGCAGCUCAGCUGGCGCACUGCCUAUGGGAUCUCUCAACGACCACUUUGAUAGGAUCAAAGAGGAGCUAGGUGAGGAAGAGAAGGCUCUGAAUGUGAGGCGGGCGCAAAAAAUGGAGAAGGUAUUUGGCAUACCCCCUCCGCAGACCUUGUACCAUACUCGUCACUCUCCAUCCAUCUCGACGCCUCCCGCUCCCCAGAUCAGUCCAAUAGCUGUUUCUAUCCCGUCUCCUUUCAUCCUUCCAAGCGAUCUUCCUGCGUCACCUCAGCGCAAUCCUAAUCAGUCUGCAUAUACGAAACUGAAAGGAAGGAAGUCUCACCGUCCUGGUACUUCGGAGUCGACGCAGAACCUGCUGAGGGCGGUGUCGCCU